This is a messenger RNA of Owenia fusiformis, 2942 nucleotides long. NCBI's taxonomy places the organism in Eukaryota, Metazoa, Annelida, Polychaeta, Sabellida, Oweniidae. The record is from the annotation of a GenBank genome assembly.
CUCUCCAAUUAUUUUAAUUCUAAGAUUCCAUCCAGAAUGUUACAAUAUUUUUUACUGAUUUGAAACUCCCUCUUUAAAAUAAUUUGCAACAGUCAAUAGAAAGUAAUGCAAAUCAGCAAAAGAAAAGUGCUUUGAAAAUGGCUGCAUCAAAAAUAACCUCAUCUAUAAACUGAAUCCCAAAAUAAUGCGUUUCGAAUUUUUCAACUCUUAGGGAAUAGGUUAAAACCGAAAACAUUACUUUUGAAAUGUCAUUACUUUUAUUAUUCAAUUAGUAUUACUCUUAAAAUGGCAUUACUGUCUUUCUCUAUAUAUCUUGAUAUUUAUGCCACUAGUUAUAUUCAAAUCCUUAUUGGGUAAAUAGCGUUACUUGUUGUUCAAACCUUUUUCUCUGCUAUAAUCAAUAGGGCUAAUGGGGAUUGAAUAAUGGAGUGUUAAGAGUAAGAAACACUUUGUAACUAUGGGGCUCUAUUGCCCUGAAAUGCACUCAUCUAAUUGGCCAACAAAAUUAAUGGAGUAAAAAUCAAUUUGAUGGUCAUUCAAUCCAAAGUAUUUGAUUUUUUUAAUAAUGAGAUAUUGUCUUGUAGCUAUUAUGUGUUUAAAAGAUAUCCAAUUGUCUUUAUCACGUUCCGGUUUAUUUGCAUCGUGUCUUUGUCGGGACAAGUCAUUUGCGUUUGGAAAGAUACAUGUGGUCCGAAUAUAAAAAUAGUAGAAAGGUUGGCAUAUUUAGCGUUUCAGUGUCUGUUUGUUAGUUUGCUCUAAUAGGGUGGAAAAUAUUGUACACUACUCUUCAAAGGAUUGGUAAACGAAAAUAAGACGUUCAUAGGACAAAGGGUUUGAAAAAUUGUUGCAAUAAUGUAAAAAGUUAUGAUUUAGGAAGAGAGAUGUCCAGAUGAUGAUUGGACAGAUUGGAAAUGAUUUUCAAUAUAUUACUAGUAAGCAGUAAGCAUUACGUGCUAAACACAAAGAGUUGCCCUGGACACAAAGUGAUCGCCCCUAUCUUGUUUUUUACUAAAGAUGGAAAAAUUGAUUAGAUGAAACUAUAAGUAGAAUUACAAUUAUGAGAUCUCGAAAAUGCUUUUAGUUGAAUUUAGCCAUUAAAACAAAGGCACAAAACAAAAGGUAGUACAAAUCGAGGCCAUUGAUAUCCAGUGCAGUGGGUGACCAAACUGGAAUCUGGUGACGUAGCUCAUUUGGCUGAUCUUAAAGACAACGCCACACUCAGACCUGGCAGACGUGGAAGGAGCAAAUAUGAUACCGAGUUUAUGUUUCAAUUUUGCAUUUUUAGUGUUUGGAAAAGCUUGUUUUGCAAGUGGUCUUCAGCAAUCAUUUCGUGGUUUAACAGAGGGUCACGCCUACUUCGAAACAAAAAUAGGAGUGAAACUUGUCGAACAUAAGAUUGUUACAGAACACGCGCGUACGAAACAAAGGUGCGCCAUAGCUUGCCUCCGUUAUGUAAAUUGUCUUUCGUUCAACUUCGACUCUGUGAACCACGUAUGUGAGCUUUCGGACAGCAAUGGGAAUAUCUCUCCAGGGGAGAUAACAAGUACUCCCGGAGGAGGAUGGUCUUAUUCCCACAUAUAUGGAGAUGUUGAUGACGAUACAACUACUACUGAAACUCCAGUUAUAACUACUGAAUCAACAACAGAGGCAACGACAAUCAAAACUGAUUGUACGUCUUAUGAACGCCAUCCAAAUCACGCCAUGGCAUCUCCUGGUAGACAAUUUGAUUUCUACGGUAUAGCCACUGAGGACAGUUGUUUUCAGUUGUGUUUGGAUGAAACGGGGUUCCGCUGUAUAGCAAGUAAUUAUGAAUUUGGGAAUAACUACUGCCAGAUUGUAGGCUAUGAUGUAAUUGCACAAAAUAAUUACGAUUCACAUUCACAAAGAAUAUGCGGAAGUGGUCCAGGAUGUUUUGUUGUUCAAAACGACCGAGGAUCGCCGUCCGCAAGUAAUCAGUAUCGAGCACUUGGUGGGUCGUAUUUCAACACAUACCAACAAGCCGCAGAAUAUUGUCAGGGAUUGUGUGUUUCCGAAGAAUGGUGUUUAGUGUCUGAUGUGCGAUCCAAUGCAUGCUAUUUGUUCAUGUCGAGUCCACAGUCUAAUAGCAUUAAGCAUGUCCGUGUAAGAAAAUGCUGGUAGGAUGGGAUGGAGACUUAAGGAAAGACGAAUUGCACAGCACUAAAUGUUCUUGUUUAAAGUGAUCGAGGCCAGUUUCAGAUCCUCUUUACAUAUUGAAGGAAAGGAAGGGGACUCCACCGAAUACUAUAAUUAUUAUUAUGUUGCUUUUAGUUAAAGCUCAUUUUCCAAGUAGUUUUCCAACGGGUACUUUGAAAAUCCGUGCGUACACGUAUGAGACCUGCAGGUGGUGUAUGCACUGUACCGGUAAACGUGCGGGAUAGAUAGAUACGAUAAGAAAUGUAAAGUUAAUAGUAUAUCCUUAAACCUGUAGAAAGUAUGUCAUUCUUUUCAUCCUUGUUUGUUCAACUACCAAAUGGUUAUGUUCUGUACAAAAACACAAUCUUUCUAUAAAUAUAAUUUAUUUCUGAACGUUUAUUUUCUCACUGGCUGACAUUUUAAUUAUUUAAAUCCUUUAAUGGGUCUGAAGUAGGACUUCAAAUAACUUUUUAGCCAACUCUAUAUGAAAGUGGCAAGCCCAAAUGAGAGAAGACACUUAACUCUGCCCACCUCCAAGGAAGGAAUUCACCAUAUAAAUUCUUAAUUUAUCUCAUAUAUGCAGAUAUGUCCACUUUUAUUUCCUAAGUUCUAUGGGUAAUUUUAUCAAGAGACAUGUAGACACAUAAACUUUUAUAAUGUCUGGUUUAUUCAACUCAAUGUUUCCUUGGCACUAUAGUACAUGUAAGUAUUAUCAUGAUACGAGUACAUAUAUAUAUAUAUAGCAAAUCUAUAGAACACUAAUUUGGCGAAUUACACUUUAACGUCAU